AUGGUUGGUCCUGGCUGGGAUUUGAUCAGGCAAAGAGACGCGGGAGGCGCGCCCGGCGGUGAGGCAGGCCUCGUUGCUGUGGCGUCGUCGGUCGGUCGGUCGGCGAUGGGCUCGGGGGUGAGGGAGCGCGGCCGGGGGGAGAGGGACCGGGGGGAGAGGGACCGGGACGGGGAGAGGGACAGGUCCCGGGACCGGGGGGAGAGGGACAGGUCCCGGGACCGGGGGGAGAGGGACAGGUCCCGGGACAGGGACCGGGGGGAGAGGGACCGGGACGGGGAGAGGGACAGGUCCCGGGACCGGGGGGAGAGGGACCGGGAUCGGGGUGAGGGGGAGAGGGACAGGUCCCGGGACAGGGAGAGGGACAGGUCCCGGGACAGGGAGAGGGACAGGUCCCGGGACAGGGACCGGGGGGAGAGGGACAGGUCCCGGGACAGGGAGAGGGACAGGUCCCGGGACAGGGACCGGGGGGAGAGGGACCGGGGGGAGAGGGACCGGGAUCGGGGUGAGGGGGAGAGGGACAGGUCCCGGGACGGGGAGAGGGACAGGUCCCGGGACAGGGACCGGGGGGAGAGGGACAGGUCCCGGGACAGGGAGAGGGACAGGUCCCGGGACAGGGACCGGGGGGAGAGGGACAGGUCCCGGGACAGGGACCGGGGGGAGAGGGACAGGUCCCGGGACAGGGACCGGGGGGAGAGGGACAGGUCCCGGGACAGGGACCAGGACUGGAGGGGUUUCCAGGGCCGGAGGGAGAGGAGCGGCAGCCACAGUCCGGACCGGCGGCGAUCGAGGCGCAGGGCCAGGCCGAGCUCCCGCCGCCGGCGCCGCUCGUCCAGCUCCCGGUCCCCCCAGUCCCAGUCCGGCCGCUCCCGACGCUCCCGGUCCCCCCGCUCGGCCUCUUCCUCCUCUUCCUCUUCCUCGUCCUCCUCCAACCGUUCGGGCAGUUCGAGCAGUGCCAGCCGCCUGCUGAGCCUCCAGGAGAAGCUGAAGGAGAAGGCGGAGAAGAAGCAGCAGAGGGAACUGGCCAAGGCCAUGGAGACCCCCGAGGAGAAGCGGGCCCGGCGCCUGGCCAGGAAAGAGGCCAAAGAGAGAAAGAAACGGGAAAAGAUGGGCUGGAGUGAGGAGUACAUGGGCUAUACCAACGCUGACAAUCCCUUUGGAGACAACAACCUGCUGGGGACCUUUAUCUGGCAAAAGGCGCUGGAAAAGAAAGGAAUUAGUCAUCUCACUGAAAAAGAUUUGAAGGACAGAAACAAGAGAAUUCAAGAGGACAACCGUUUGGAACUGCAAAAGGUGAAACAGCUGCGCCUGGAGCGGGAGCGGGAGAAAAGUCUGCGGGAACAGGAGCUGGAGAUGUUGCAGCGGGAGAAGGAAGCAGAACACUUCAAGACCUGGGCAGAACAAGAAGAUUAUUUCCAUUUGCAGCAAGCCAAAUUAAGGUCAAAGAUCCGUAUUCUGGGAGGCCGAGCAAAGCCAAUAGACCUUCUCGCUAAAUACAUCAGCGCAGAGGAUGAUGAUCUAGCUGUAGAAAUGCAUGAACCGUACACAUUCCUAAAUGGACUGACUGCUUCAGACUUGGAAGACCUUCUUGAGGAUAUCAGAGUUUACAUGGAGUUGGAACAGGGCAAGAAUGCUGACUUUUGGAGGGAUAUGACUACUAUUACUGAGGACGAAAUAAAUAACCUGAAAAAACUGGAAGCUUCAGGAAAAGGGCCAGGAGAGAGACGAGAAGGAAUCAAUACUUCAGUGAGCACUGAUGUCCAGUCAGUGUUUAAAGGGAAAACAUACAACCAGCUUCAAGCAUUGUAUCAAAACAUCGAAGCGAAAAUUAAAACUGGUGGUUCAAAUCUGGACAUUGGUUACUGGGAAUCUUUACUGCAGCAACUCAAGGCAUAUAUGGCCAGAGCCAGGCUGCGUGAAAGACAUCAGGAUGUGUUGCGACAGAAACUUUACAAACUGAAGCAGGAGCAGGGAGUAGAAAGCGAGCCCUUGUUUCCGAUUCUAAAGAGCGAACCGCAGUCUCCCAAGGACAAUAAAGAUCACAGCAACCUUUCCUCAUCCGACCAUUCUAGUACAGAGAACUCUCCUCUCAGGUCAAAAGGUGAAGACAAGGAAGUAACAGGCACUUCAGAAGCAAAUGCAGAAGAGGAGAAUGCAGAGGGUGAGGCUGAAGGAGAAGCAGUGCUCACUGAGGAGGACCUAAUACAACAGAGCCUGGAUGAUUAUGAUGCUGGCAAAUACAGUCCAAGGUUACUCAGUACACACGAACUGCCUAUGGACACUCAUAUAGUAGAUGCUGAUGAAGACCUGCAAAAGCUAAUGAUGGCAAGGCAGCAGCUGCAAGUGACAGGUGAUGCCAGUGAGAGUGCUGAAGAUGCAUUUGUGCGCAAGGCCAAGGAGGGAAUGGGAACUGAUGAAGCUCAGUUCAGCGUGGAGAUGCCCUUGACUGGCAAAGUCUACCUGUGGGCUGACAAAUACCGACCCAGGAAACCACGGUUCUUCAAUCGUGUCCAUACCGGCUUUGAGUGGAACAAGUACAACCAAACCCAUUACGAUUUUGACAACCCUCCUCCUAAGAUUGUCCAGGGUUACAAAUUCAACAUUUUUUACCCAGACCUCAUUGAUAAAAGGGCAACCCCUCAAUAUUUUCUUGAGCCAUGUGUGGACAACAAAGAUUUUGCCAUUCUUCGCUUCCAUGCUGGUCCUCCAUACGAAGACAUUGCUUUUAAAAUUGUUAACCGGGAAUGGGAGUACUCUCACCGGCAUGGUUUCAGAUGUCAGUUUGCCAAUGGAAUAUUUCAACUGUGGUUCCAUUUUAAAAGGUAUCGCUACCGAAGAUAGAAAUGCCAGAGAUAAAACUACAUGACUGGUUAUCAUUGUCAAGUUGCAUUCGUUUGUGGAACUGCCAACCAGUAAUAUAUGCUGCAUGAGACUUUGAAAGGGACGUGGCCAUGCAGGACAAUUAAGGAUUUUUUCCAAUGAUGCGCGAUAAUUUUAACCAUCCCCACACUCAUUAUUUUCCUGGUACAGUUCCUGUGAUUAUUGCAACACAAUUUAAUUCAAUUCUGCUCAGCUGGAAGAACUGAAACUCUUAAAAUAUUGUAUACUUUGUGUUGUAUCGUUAGUUUUACUUCCUUAUACUCUUGCUGUGAUACCUAGCACUUUUUAAUUUUUACCUCUGAUUUACCUUGUCCGUUCUGUGAGGAUGUCACUGCAACAAAUGCAUAAUUUUUACUCUUUGGAUCAAUGCAUUGGGAAUCUGAUGUGCAGGUUGCUAUACAAUCCCUACAUCUAGCUUUUAUGACCUGAAUUAUUGGUGAAGACAUUUCUAUUCUGUUGUAGGAUGGCCAUUUCACCAGCAGUCAUAAAGAUCUGUUUUGACACAAACAACAGAUAAUUAAAAUAUUUCUUUGACAGUCCUAAAAAAUGUUUUUUCAUCAUAUCAUGGGAUUGUUGUAAUCCAUCUAAGCACCUGGACAAAGCUCUGAUUUAAAAGGGAAUGUAAUAUUUAUCCUAAUAAAGGUGGCAGGUCUAAUAAUGGGUUAUUCCCAGAACACUAGACUGUCAAUCAAGAUUAUGUGCUAAAUUCCUGAUGUAGGAUUUGAUUCUUCCAUGCUUGUACUGUAUCCUCAGAUUUCUUGCUAUUUUAUCUGUAGAGAAGUGCCCCAUAAUCUAGGGUUUGUAUCAUUUAAAGUUUUGCAUCUGGUGUCAUAUAAUUUCCCAUACAAAAACUAUCACACACUGAGCUCACAAUGCGGUAAAAGUAAGUAAUUUGUUUAACUUAUCUGUAAAAUUACCAAAUGUAAUGGAGCCGAUUUUCAUUCACUCCACGUGUUAUUUUGAUUGAGAACCAAUGAAGAAUUGGACAAAAACAGAAAAUUGAGCCAUAUUUUGUUUUCUCAAGCUGCCAUUCAAUGAAAAAUAAGUGUAUGAAAACAGGUCACUCAGUACUUUGGACAGUUUUUUUUCAGUCAGUUGGUAAAUGCAACAGGUUAUAGUCACUGUUGUCAAAUGUAUUUAAGGAAAGGCACAACUGUAAGAAGCAAGUAAAGUUGCAAAUAAGAUUAGUUACUUGUGGAAAGAUUGAUAACUACUUAAGUCUGCUUGGUUUUCAUUUGGAAAUGCACUGUACUGAAACUUUUAAUAGCUGUUAACAAAUUCUUAGUGUCCAAUGAAGUGUGAGUUGCCUUUGCCCUACUCCUUUGAAGUUAAGUCAUCCACGCAGUAUAAUCUGGAACAUAAAACAAGGUAAAAAGGACCAAGAUAAGAGUUUUUGUUCCUGUGGAAAAAAUUUGUGCAUUACGAUUGUUGCAGCAUUUUCUGUUUCCUUGUACAAUCAGUUACCCAGGAUAGAAUAUAAUUCUGUCAAUCUUCCAAUUAAUUGUGAAUGUUGAAGAAAAUAACUUAAAAUCACCUUUUCAGAAUUUUGUACAGUUUACAUGAAUAAACAUAUUAACUUUA
Pristis pectinata (smalltooth sawfish) is the source of this 4458-nucleotide messenger RNA. RefSeq names its product cactin (gene cactin). The transcript has 10 exons. Bases 1 to 2838 code for a protein of 945 amino acids. Gene Ontology annotation, molecular function: protein binding. Lineage: Eukaryota; Metazoa; Chordata; Chondrichthyes; Rhinopristiformes; Pristidae. Gene Ontology annotation, biological process: mRNA cis splicing, via spliceosome; negative regulation of innate immune response. The record is from RefSeq and is a predicted model, not a curated record. Gene Ontology annotation, cellular component: spliceosomal complex; cytoplasm.